CCCAGAUGCCUGAGUAGGAGAGACAGGGGACGGAGGUUGCCAAGCACUGGCUGCCACUUGUCAGGUUCCUUGUGUUAGACAUGUAUAAUCUGUAUUCCAUCACUGGGUACCCGGACCCACCAGGGACCAUGGAGGAGGAGGAGGAGGAGGAAGAGGAGCAGGAGGAGGACUAUGAGAACAUGGCACCUCCCUACAAGGACCUUCCUCCCAAGCCAGAUGCCCAAUCAUCCCUUUGGAGAGGCUCACAUGGCAAGGAACUGAGGCCUCCCACCAACAGCCAUGUGAGUGUAUCAUCUUGGAAGCAGAUCCUCUAGCCCCAGUCAAGCCUGCAGAUAGAUGACUUGCAGUCCCAGGCAACAUCUUGACUACAAUCACACAAGAGAUCUCAAGCUAGAACUACCCAGCUAAGCUGCUUUCAGAUUCCUGAACCACAGAAACUGUGAGAUAAUAAAUGCUUAUGGUUGUUUAAAGUCACUACGUUUUGGGGUAAUUGUUUAUGCAGCCAUAGAUAACUGACCCAGUGCCCUGCUGGUACUUCAUCCUGGAAUGUGGGGGAAUACUUAGCACCUAUCCCCUUAACAUCUUGUUACAAAUGUUACCACUUCCAGGAGGUACUUCCUGACUACCUCUCUCUGUUAGCUUUUAUCCUAUCCCAUUGCUCCGUUUUAUUAGGU
Molecule: messenger RNA, 674 nt
Organism: Piliocolobus tephrosceles (Ugandan red Colobus)
Lineage: Eukaryota; Metazoa; Chordata; Mammalia; Primates; Cercopithecidae
Product: C-type lectin domain family 17, member A-like
Exons: 3
Coding region: 81-314 (77 amino acids)
Source: RefSeq, a predicted model, not a curated record